GUUUUUAUAUCCUCUUGCUUCCGACUCACUCAGAAGUUCUCUUCACAAACGCCCAAAGUCACACCAGGGCAGCGAUGGCAUCAACAUUCUUUACAUGGGUCAGAUCUCCUGCUGCUCGCGAGUACUUCUUCAGUACACACUUCUGGGGACCAGUCGCAAACUGGGGUCUUCCCCUUGCUGCCCUCGCUGACCUUAGCAAAGAUGAAGAGGUCAUCUCAGGCACCAUGACCACUGCACUUGCCGCCUACUCAAUGGUUUUCAUGCGCUUCGCCUGGAGAGUACAACCCCGGAAUUACCUGCUCUUUGCCUGUCACUUGACAAACGCAACAGCACAGUCAAUCCAGGAAGCCCGCUUCGUGAACUACUGGUAUUACGGUGGCCGUGAGAAGAAGUUUGGUCUUGACAAGGGUCCAGUCACACAAGCCAUCGAGGAAUCACAAGCAGAGGCAAAGAAGGUUGCAGACACAAAAUAAUAAUAUCCCUCUAUGCAACGCUGGCAUACGCUGCGCCUUUGCCUAACCAAUGUCUGAAGUAAGCAUCUAGAUACUGAUACGUAAUUUUCACCAAAAUCCG
Messenger RNA from Suillus fuscotomentosus, 573 nucleotides. RefSeq names its product UPF0041-domain-containing protein. Lineage: Eukaryota; Fungi; Basidiomycota; Agaricomycetes; Boletales; Suillaceae. Gene Ontology annotation, biological process: pyruvate import into mitochondria. Gene Ontology annotation, cellular component: mitochondrial inner membrane. The coding region runs from base 75 to 473 and encodes 132 amino acids. The record is from RefSeq and is a predicted model, not a curated record. The transcript has 5 exons.